This is a messenger RNA of Bombina bombina (fire-bellied toad), 4601 nucleotides long. It is a transcript of the gene PLCL2, whose product is annotated as phospholipase C like 2. Gene Ontology annotation, molecular function: phosphatidylinositol-4,5-bisphosphate phospholipase C activity. Gene Ontology annotation, biological process: intracellular signal transduction; lipid metabolic process. The transcript is spliced from 7 exons. The record is from RefSeq and is a predicted model, not a curated record. Lineage: Eukaryota; Metazoa; Chordata; Amphibia; Anura; Bombinatoridae. Bases 294 to 3635 code for a protein of 1113 amino acids.
GUUCAUGAGAGUGAGAGAUAUACAGGAACUGCUGGGGAUACGGAUUCUAAUACUAAACCGGUGUUAGCUGCUUCUGUUGCUGCUUUGGCCAGGACUGCAAGAUACACAGGGUGUCUAAUGUUGAUUUCUUUGUUCUUGAUUGUUGGGAACUCCUUUCACUUGGCUGGUAUCUUUCUACAGCCCUUGGUUUCCAGCUUCAUUUAGAGAACUAUCACAUUGGUUUUUGCAUCAGGAGAACUGCAGACAAGAGGAGUUAUAUAUCUGCCUUCUGAGACUGUGGUGGUGACAGCUUCAUGGCAGAGCCAGGAGGGGGGGGAGGGAGUGCUGGUGAGGGUGGUGGCAGUCUGCCCUCACCAUUGCCUUCUGCUAAUGGCAAACGCACUUUCAUGGCUAGUGAUGAAGGAAGGGGGGAAAGCAAUGGAGGAAAGUGCAGGAUAGAGGAUACCAACGGCAGUGGAGUUUCCAAUGGAGACUGUGUCCUUGUAGAGGGUGGAGAGGAGAGUGGAACACCACAGCCGGACAGCCCAUGCAUAGAUAAACCUGGCAAGUCUGGCAUUCCCCGGAGGAGCAGUAUUAUCAAGGAUGGUACCAAGCAAAGAAAAGAACGAAAGAAAACCGUGUCAUUCAGCAGCAUGCCCACUGAGAAGAAGAUUAGCAGCGCAAGUGACUGUAUUAAUGCAAUGGUGGAUGGAUCUGAGCUGAAAAAAGUUAGGUCGAACUCCAGAAUUUACCAUAGAUAUUUUCUCCUGGAUGCAGAUAUGCAGUCCCUCCGGUGGGAGCCCUCUAAGAAGGAUUCUGAAAAAGCAAAAAUUGACAUCAGGUCGGUAAAAGAAGUGAGAACUGGAAAAAAUACUGAUAUUUUCCGUAGCAAUGGGAUUUAUGAUCAGAUAUCAGAGGACUGUGCAUUCUCCAUCAUUUAUGGUGAUAAUUAUGAAUCAUUAGAUCUUGUUGCUAACACAGCAGAUGUUGCAAAUAUUUGGGUUACAGGGUUACGUUACUUAAUUUCUUAUGGAAAGCACACAUUGGAUAUGAUUGAAAGUUUACAGGAUAAUAUGCGGACAUCAUGGCUUUCUCAAAUGUUUAAUGAAGAGGAUAUAGAAAAUGUGGGACAAUUACCUCUUUGUAGGGCAGUGCAAUUUAUCAAAACAAGGAAUCCUGGUCUUAAAAACGGCAAAAUUGAAUUAAAAUUCAAAGAAUUACAGAAAUCUAAGGACAAAAUUAGUACAGAUGUCACAAAGGAUGAAUUUAUUGAAGUUUUCCAUGAGCUCUGCACAAGGCCAGAAAUUUAUUUUUUGUUAGUUCAAUUUUCAAGCAAUAAAGAAUUCUUGGAUACCAAGGACCUUAUGAUGUUUCUAGAAGCAGAACAGGGUAUGGCACAUGUCACAGAGGAUAUAAGCCUUGAAAUUAUAAAAAAAUAUGAGCCAUCUGUAGGCCGGGAGAAAGGAUGUCUGUCUUUAGAUGGCUUUACAAAUUACCUUAUAUCACCUGAUUGUUGUAUUUUUGAACCAGAGCACAAAAAAGUAUGUCAGGAUAUGACACAACCAUUGUCCCACUAUUACAUAAAUGCAUCACAUAAUACAUACCUAAUAGAAGAUCAAUUUAGAGGUCCUUCAGAUAUUACAGGUUAUAUUCGCGCACUCAAAAUGGGCUGUCGAAGUGUUGAGCUAGAUGUAUGGGAUGGCCCAGAUAAUGAACCCGUAAUUUAUACAGGUCACACAAUGACAUCACAGAUAGUCUUCCGUAGUGUUAUUGAUAUAAUCAACAAAUAUGCCUUCCAUGCUUCUGAGUAUCCUCUAAUUUUAUGUUUGGAAAACCACUGCUCCAUCAAGCAACAAAAAGUAAUGGUCCAGCAUAUGAAGAAAAUUUUAGGAGAAAAAUUAUAUACAGCUUCUCCCAACGCAGAAGAAUCUUAUCUUCCAUCUCCUGAUUUGUUAAAAGGAAAAAUUCUAAUGAAAGCAAAAAAGCUGCCACCAAACUGCACUGGAAUUGAGGGGGAUGUUACCGAUGAAGAUGAAGGGAUAGAAAUGUCUCAGAGAGUUGGAAAAGAAGCCGAAGACCAGCAAAACAUUGUCACAGUAAAACGAAUUCAACUGUGUAAGGAGCUCUCAGAAUUGGUAAACAUUUGUAAAUCUAUUCAGUUCACUGAUUUUCAGGUAUCAUUUCAGAAUCAGAAAUACUGGGAAGUUUGCUCAUUUAAUGAAGUGGCAGCAGGAAAAUAUGCAAAUGAAAAUCCUGGAGAUUUUGUUAACUAUAACAAAAGAUACUUGUCCAGGAUUUUUCCUAGCCCAAUGAGAAUAGAUUCCAGCAACAUGAAUCCUCAGGAUUUUUGGAAAUGUGGUUGCCAAAUAGUGGCAAUGAAUUUUCAAACACCUGGAUUAAUGAUGGAUCUCAACAUUGGCUGGUUUCGUCAGAAUGGGAAUUGUGGAUAUGUUUUGCGUCCUGCUAUCAUGCGUGAGGAGGUUUCUUUCUUUAGUGCAAACACAAAAGAUUCUGUGCCAGGGGUUUCUCCCCAGCUUCUUCAUAUUAAAAUCAUCAGUGGACAAAACUUUCCAAAACCCAAAGGUUCUGGUGCCAAAGGCGAUGUUGUAGAUCCUUAUGUUUAUGUUGAGAUUCAUGGUAUACCUGCAGACUGUGCUGAGCAAAGGACAAAAACAGUACACCAAAAUGGAGACAAUCCCAUUUUUGAUGAAAGUUUUGAAUUUCAGAUUAAUCUCCCGGAACUAACAAUGGUUCGGUUUGUGGUAUUGGAUGAUGAUUAUAUUGGAGAUGAAUUUAUUGGACAGUAUACAAUUCCAUUUGAAUGUCUACAACCUGGGUAUAGGCAUGUCCCUCUGCAAUCUUUAACUGGAGAUGUAUUACCGCACACAUCGUUAUUUGUCCAUGUGGCUAUUACAAACCGCAGGGGUGGAGGCAAACCCCAUAAACGUGGCCUCUCUGUGAGGAAAGCAAAGAAAUCCAGGGACUAUGCUUCCAUGAGAACAUUAUGGAUAAAGUCUGUUGAUGAUGUAUUUAAGAACGCUAUUCAACCUAUACGAGAAGCCACAGACCUCCGAGAAAAUAUGCAGAAUGCAGUUGUUUCAUUCAAAGAGCUGUGUGGGCUUUCUCCUGUGGCUAAUCUCAUGCAGUGCAUUAUGGCGCUGUCGACUCGCUUGGCUGGACCUGACAAUACACCAGUUGUGGUAAUGAACCUCAACGAUCAGUAUCCCACUAUGGAGCUGCAAGGGACAGUACCAGAGGUCAUGAAAAGGAUUUUAACAGCCUUCGACACAAUAAUCCAGAGUAGCAAGGCUCUAAUAGAGAAUUCUGAUGGUGUUUAUGAGAAGAUUGCACAAUGUCAGAAGACUGCAAUGGAAUUCCACGAGAAUCUGCACUCCAUUGGGUCUAAAGAAGGUUUAAAGGAAAGGAAACUGCUAAAAGCUGUGGAGAGUUUCACGUGGAAUAUCACCAUUUUAAAGGGGCAAGCUGAUCUUCUCAAGUACGCCAAAACCGAGACAAUGGAGAACCUGAAGCAAAUUCAUUAUGCCGCUCUUUCAUGUGGACUCAACAAAUCAAGUGUCACAAAUACAGAUGUGCCCAAGGCUCGACGGAGUUUGGAGGUCAUCCAAGAGAAAGCUGGAGAUGAAACCGGAGAUUGAAUGAAUCUAAUAUUCACAGACAACAUCUUUUUAUGAUGGAUUUUAAAACUCUACGUCUAACGUAGCUGCACAAGACGUUUGCUUCACACUUACAGAAACCCACAGUCUUUUAAAGCACAACUGGAGACACAAACACCACUCUGUCAUUCUGUAGAACACAGAACUUUUACAUGAAGGAAAUUGACAUGUAGAAUGCAAAAGACAAUGCCAACCAGGGUGUGGUUGUUAAAUGUGAUUGUUUUGAGAGUGGUGAAAAAAAAUCUUUUAGAAUAGAAAAUAAUUGUGAGGUACUAGAGUUUUAGAGCAGAGAUUUUUUUAAAUUAAAAUUUAAUAGAUAUAUUAAAAUAAACAAAAAUGUCCUAAUGUAUUUCAGAAAUGUGUGGUUAUUGUAGAAACAUGAGUGCUUAAGGACAAAUGCAAUGCACUGAGGAGUGAGCUGAAAGACGUAGCUAGUACCCCUGUGUUUUAUGUUGAGCCAUAAUGUAAAUAAAUAAAACAUAGAAUGCAAUAAGGCAGUGGGCACUGAAACAUGGCCCAUAUCUACAUAACAGCCUAAGGAUAAGCCGAAACCUGUGCACUCCGUCAAGAAAAGUAUAGAUUAUUCAGCUACACUUUUAAAAAUGUUAAUAUCUAAUAUAAAAGUGACCAAAUUUGAAAACAAAAAUGUAAAUAUAUAUUCUUUUUUUAUUUUGUGACGUGUCAAUAUGAAAAUGUUCUAUAAUCUUAUUGUCAUUCAUUUUAACAAAUAUUAACAUUUUUUUGUUUUAAUUUAAUGAAAGUGAUAAACAACUUUAGUGCAAUGUUUUGCUGUUUUAAUGUCAUAUGAUAUUUGACAUGUUUUACAAAAAAGGAAACAAAGAUUCUCCUGAAAUGUAUUUAUAAAACCAACACAACACCCUUUUAUGACUAUAUUUUUUUUAACAAAGUCACAUCUCAUAACGCAAUAAAUAUGAAUGAUACAGAAAA